UUGUCCAACGGUUCUGGAGUUUGUAGAUCAGCUGUCCAUACGUUGUAGCACUGAACCAACACAUCAUCCCUGUAAGUGGGCCCCCUUGGGCAACAUAAAUAUCAGAAUUAUUGUUAGGACUAUGCAGGAGCGGAGAAUGAGCCGCAUGGUUUCGAGAGGACUCAUCGCACGCGGAAUGAUUCCGAUAUGUUCUCUUCCUCAAACUAUUCACAGCCGACGAGACAUAUCGCGGCGGUGGUGGCUGCAAUUUGUACUUAACCAUUGCUCCAUAUUGAAGCGAUAAUGCCCCGGGAUGUUAUAUGAGGAUCAUGAGGGCAUCUUGGUACGCAGAGGAGGAGGGUAAG
This is a messenger RNA of Fomitopsis serialis, 344 nucleotides long. RefSeq lists its product as uncharacterized. The record is from RefSeq and is a predicted model, not a curated record. NCBI's taxonomy places the organism in Eukaryota, Fungi, Basidiomycota, Agaricomycetes, Polyporales, Fomitopsidaceae. The coding region runs from base 122 to 283 and encodes 53 amino acids. The transcript has 3 exons.